Fusarium graminearum PH-1 is the source of this 702-nucleotide messenger RNA. RefSeq lists its product as uncharacterized. NCBI's taxonomy places the organism in Eukaryota, Fungi, Ascomycota, Sordariomycetes, Hypocreales, Nectriaceae. The record is from RefSeq and is a predicted model, not a curated record. The transcript is spliced from 3 exons. Bases 1 to 702 code for a protein of 233 amino acids.
AUGGUUGAUAGAAACCAGUGUCAAACACAUACCCGAACUCCAUGGGGCACAUCGGAACACCGCCUCGACCACAGGAUCCGAUAUGCCUUGAUGGUAGCCUUUUCCAUCUUCUUCAUCGUCGAUCACUCGUCCGAAAACCUGACAAACCUCGCCUCAGCGCAAGACCAGGUUUUGAUCAAGACGACUCAUGACAACAAUGUGAACGAAGAAGUAGAACCUUACCACCCGCCCUCUCAGGUUUGUGGUGCUCAGCUUCAAGAUUGCCAAGCUUUCCCUCGACCGGACAUAUAUUGCCCGCCGCUAACAGUAUGCCACCACACAAAGACACGUAUUUCGCCCUCGGGUAUUUACUGCUGCGCUCAGAGUGACGAAUGCAUCGUCGACGAGGAGCACCCCGCAGUGUGCGCGGUCAAUACGACGCAGUGUGGCAGAGACCUCGGUGGAGGAUGUUGUCCAGAUGGCACAAUGUGUGCUCCAGAUGGCUGUCUCAGCAUACAGACAUCAUUGCGCAAGCACUCUAUGCCAAGAGCGAUGAUCACCGGGUUGUUUCACGGCGAUAAGACCAGCGAUGCGGUCCAUACAGGGAUCAAGUUUGGAGAAGUCGGAGUGGUCAAGUCAAGUGCGUGUCAUGCAUUCCUCGGUCCAACCUUGUUCGCCAUGCCCAUUGCUGUUGGUAUCAUGACUUGGGCCAUAGUGAGAUGA